This is a messenger RNA of Brassica oleracea var. oleracea, 1498 nucleotides long. RefSeq lists its product as uncharacterized. Gene Ontology annotation, molecular function: protein-macromolecule adaptor activity. The transcript is spliced from 11 exons. The record is from RefSeq and is a predicted model, not a curated record. Gene Ontology annotation, biological process: meiotic DNA double-strand break formation; reciprocal meiotic recombination. The coding region runs from base 50 to 1471 and encodes 473 amino acids. Gene Ontology annotation, cellular component: condensed chromosome. NCBI's taxonomy places the organism in Eukaryota, Viridiplantae, Streptophyta, Magnoliopsida, Brassicales, Brassicaceae.
GAGCUAGAGACAAAAUUAGGAGGAUAAGCGGGACGAUUUCGAAAAACCCAUGGAGAUCAGUGAUCCUGUUCCCAAGCUUCUUCUACAAUUGAUCUCGUCAGCUUUUCAAAGAUGCCGUCUAGCAGAAGAUCUCUGUAGAUUAUCGCUUCUUCUUCAUCAAUCUGCUGGCAAUGAUCCUCCGAUUACAUCAAUUUCGAUUUCGGAUACUGGCAUUGGAUGCAGUUUGGUGGAAUUUCAGGAUCUGAGGUGCCCUAGAGAGUUCAAUGGAGCCAAGAUCUGGGAUGGGUUACUCUCCGUCAAGACCACUUGCUUUUCUGGCGACGAGGUGUUCUGUUAUCAUAUUAAUCUUGAUGAGUAUAUAUCAAACAAGAGAAUCAAAAGACAACCUUCUCAGCCUAAGAAUGGCGCAAAGUUUAGUGGGACAGAGGUAUCUCUGAGUGUCUUUGGAUGUAUCGAUGCUCUUGUGGCGCCCAUAGUUACCUUCUUUCAAAAGAUGCUUGUUCUUCAUUUACCUAAUGUCACAAUGGAUCUGGUGGUUGAACAAGGAGCUUCUCCUGGUACUCAAACCCAAUACGUCUUUUUAAUGAACGGUGAUCAAACUCCUUGCUUCACUGCCUCCAACCUUGAACGCUUAAAGUCUGGUCUUGAGGACUGUGUUUUAAGGCAUGGGAACUGUUUGGAAAUAAUGUGUGAACAAUGCUUCUCUGAUAGAGAGCAUCUAAAAGUUGGCAGUGGAACAGCCUGCCCUGAAGAAAAUCGUAAGAGACCUGGAGGAACAAUGGAAGUGGUGAUUGUAAUAAGUGACUUAUUAGAGACAACUCGCCAUUGCAGCAGAUCAUGUGAGGGCAAAACAGAGGUUUUAUACUUUGACAAUUUCUCUCCUUCCCCCAUUCCACAAGUUGCCUUGAGUGCAUUGAAAAAGAUUGACUGGAAAAGUUACGGUUUGAUCCUAGCGAGUGCGAAUGAUCAAGAAGGACGUGUGUUUCUCGAAUGGGAACAUUUUCCUUCAUAUGUUCAAAUACAAAUCGCUCUUCACUGGUAUCACAAUAAGUAUCCAACAACACAUAAGACUGAGCCUGGUAUAGAUCUUGUGAAGAAGGGGAUUAAAAGUGCAUUAAAUGAUUUGAAGACUAAACAUGAGGGCUUUCUUCUAAGCUCACAUUCUCGUAAGAUUUGCGGCUAUGUUCCUGACCUUGCAAGAUCAUUAGCGGGCCUCAUAUUCUCUUCUACUGACAUGGACUUCCAAGGAGAUUGCUUAUCUGUUCUUGGAUUUCAGCCUCAAGAAGCUGAACGUGAUGCAGUUGAAGACUAUAUACAGAGAAAGAUUGUUUCGGUUAUAGGAAUGAAUGAGAGUAAACCCCAGAAAGACCAGGAAGCUGCUCCCUUUCUGUUUUUUGAAGGCGGGUCUGAGACAUCAUACUUUGAAGAUGAGGAAAUAGAAGGUGAGUAUUACUCUACCUCCCUGGAAUGAUACAUCUGCCUCUGAUAACGGAUACAA